Guyanagaster necrorhizus is the source of this 273-nucleotide messenger RNA. RefSeq lists its product as uncharacterized. The transcript is spliced from 2 exons. NCBI's taxonomy places the organism in Eukaryota, Fungi, Basidiomycota, Agaricomycetes, Agaricales, Physalacriaceae. The record is from RefSeq and is a predicted model, not a curated record. The coding region runs from base 1 to 273 and encodes 90 amino acids.
AUGCCCUUCCCAACUCUAGCCACACCCGGAAUCUUGAUGUUCUAUUGCACCUUCUCUAUUUCCUUUCAGCAUUUAGUUGAACCCUAUAGCGAUAUGCCCGAGCGGCUAUUCAGCAAGUGGCCAUCUCGGGACGGCUAUUAUCUGCCUAUCCAUCGCACCGGAGGUUUAUUCUUUGGCGAUGACAGGCGUACUUUUGGCGUCUCCGACGAUUUGGACCGUAUGCAAAAUUCGACGACAGCGCCCGCCAUCACGCGGUCAGAAGGUCCAGCGUGA